AUGGACACGACCAAUGCAAGGGGGAAAGCGGCUGUUGGGGGGACAAAGAUCUUCCAUUUUGCAGGUAGCAAUGCAACCGUGCGGCGGUGCAGCUGCUCAACCGUUGGUGACGACUUCCGAGAGCAGGGACACUCAAAAGGCAAGUGCCGUGGGAGGCAGAGUGCAGCGGUGGGCUCCAUCUGCUCUUUUUUCCGACUGGUGACGAAUGCAGAACGUACUGUAGUCCGCUGCUCAGGACCAUCGGACACGUAUCAAUGCUGUACGUCGUGUACACCUGGACACGUUGUCCAUGGCGAAAAGGUCGGUCCGUUCAGCAUGGGACAUCUGUCUUCUAGCUGUAAGACAAGUUCUCGAAUUCUAGCCGUUUGA
Molecule: messenger RNA, 369 nt
Organism: Chondrus crispus (carragheen)
Lineage: Eukaryota; Rhodophyta; Florideophyceae; Gigartinales; Gigartinaceae
Exons: 1
Coding region: 1-369 (122 amino acids)
Source: RefSeq, a predicted model, not a curated record